AUUUUCCAUAACAGCGACUAGUAAUCUCUCUGCCUCCCCACUGUUCUCUCUCUCUCUCUCUCUCUCUCUUACUUAGGCUUGUAGAGAGGGAAAGGAAGAAGAAAGAGCCAUGGAUUCCUCUGUGAAGUCUUGGUUACUGAUUGCGGUGACGAUGGUGGUUUGGACCGGGCCGGCCCGUUCGGCGAAGAUCUUCACCGUCGGGGACAGCACGGGGUGGACGAUCAUCAACAGCCCAAACUACACUCUGUGGGCUUCCAACAAGGCCUUUCAUCAAGGCGACACGCUUCUGUUCAAAUACAACAAACAAUUUCACAACGUGUUAGAGGUCAAAGAGGCUGACUUCACAGCAUGCAAGAAUACUUCAGCUAUCAAAGAGUAUGACACCGGAGACGAUUCAAUCACCAUCAAGUCCGUCGGCCACUCGUACUUCAUCUGUGGAUUUCCCGGCCACUGCCAAGGUGGCCAAAAGGUCGACAUACUCGCUGUCGACUCCUCUGCUGCCCCUUCGUCGUCACCGUCUGACUCGUCACCGCCUCCACCCAAUGCCGGAGAUCGAUUGGCGACGGGAGCAUCUGUUUUUAUCGGCAGCUUGAUCAUGGUGGUCUCAUGCGGUGUUGUUUUGUUAGGCUUUUGAGUUUGGUUUAUGAUGAUUUUGUUAUGCCAGUUGUGAUUGUGUGUUUAGUUUUAUGAGCUGAGCUUUUACAAGUUGAAUAAAUUUCAAUGUUUCUAACAUUCAACUUAAUGUAUCUUGUUAUAUUGCUUUGAUAUUUUAUAAAAUAUAGCCAUUGUUGUCGCUGACUGAAA
Phalaenopsis equestris is the source of this 804-nucleotide messenger RNA. RefSeq names its product mavicyanin-like. Lineage: Eukaryota; Viridiplantae; Streptophyta; Magnoliopsida; Asparagales; Orchidaceae. The transcript has 2 exons. The record is from RefSeq and is a predicted model, not a curated record. Gene Ontology annotation, molecular function: electron transfer activity. The coding region runs from base 110 to 634 and encodes 174 amino acids. Gene Ontology annotation, cellular component: plasma membrane.